GGGAACCGACCCUUCGGAACAGCACGCUUUCAAAGACGAUUAUGCUGAAUAGUCGUAGGAAACUAGGCAAUUACAAUUUACCCACACCGCUCUUCCUUAUAUGUAUUCGACCGAUAUGUCUCUCAGUCAAUAAGAUAUAUUAUUAUUUUUAUUAUUAUUAUUUUUGGUCUAAAUGUCGAUUUUAAGUCCAUAUAUAUCAGAGUAUUCCGAAAUAAAAUGCGAUUUGGAAAAGCCAAUAAGGUGUGAAAAUCAUCAUGCAUACAGUCGGUCAAAUUAAUUAAAUUACUCAGUCAACGCCAUGGUCGGCUCGACCGACAGCACCCAUCCUACCAGCUCGGUUCCGCGUCGCCCAUCACGGGACGAAAACAACAAAAUAGACAGUUACAGAAAAGGGUGUUAGCCUAGCUUCUACCGCGAAAUAUACACCGCACAUCGCGGCUUCUGCACCGCCAAACACACGCUCUCCAUCCUAACCGACGUACGUUAGUCACCGGGCGACAUGAACGCGUUGUUAUUCAACUCAGCUGUCCACGGAGGAUAGCCACAUACAGCUAGCUCUGUCCUAGCCUGCCAAGCUAGUCCAAUGCCAGCCAAUAUAAACCAGGUUAGCUAGCGUCACAGCUAGCCACCUCUAGAGGUGCUGUACACAUCGGGGAUGCGAGUAAACAAAGGUUGCCUUUGAAUGGCUAAAUGGUGACGAUAGGCAAGCUAGCAGAGCUCUGGAAGAUUCAACAUGAAGCUGUAUGUGUUCCAGGUUAACAAUGGCAGCACACUGACAUUUGACACAGAGCUUGCUGUGCAAACUGUGCUGGACCUCAAACAUGCCAUCCAGGUCAAAUAUAAGAUUGCAACACAGCAUCAAGUGCUGGUUGUCAAUGGAGGGGAGUGCAUGGCUGCAGAGCGCCGUGUCUGCAGUUACAGCGCUGGAACAGACACAAACCCCAUAUUCCUGUUCAACAAAGAGAUGAUCUUGUGCGACCGGGCCCCGACGAUCCCCAAGACCACCUUCUCCAUCGAGAAUGAGAUGGAGCUCAAGGUGGAGGAGUCUCUCAUGAUGCCGGCCGUCUUUCACACCGUGGCCUCGCGAACACAACUCGCAGUGGAAAUGUUUGAGGUGGCCAAGAAGCUCUGUUCUUUCUGUGAGCGGCUGGUUCACGACGAGCAUCUCCAGCACCAAGGUUGGGCGGCCAUCAUGGCCAACCUGGACGACUGCACCCUCUCCUAUCAAAAACUGCUCUGGAAAUACGAAAGCGCCUACACCAAUUAUCAACAGGACUUUGAGGAAAUCAAAUACAAACUCACAAAGCUCGGUACUGCGGUCUCCGUCAUGGCAAAGAUACCUUUGCUGGAAUGUCUGACCAGACACAGUUACAGGGAGAUCGUCGAGAAGUCCACCUCCACCCCGGACAAGGACUCCGACGAGACGGAGGGGGAGAAGUCCACCGACUCCAUCCUCCGCGGCCCUCAGAGACCCACCAAGUUACCCGCGUCCUUCUCAGCCCCCGCGGCAACCGCAUCCGGGUCUCCUAGCGACCAGGGAACCAACGAAAUGACUGACAGCGGCGGGCUCCGAGCGGCUCUGCAGGAAGAGGAGGACGACAGCCCGGAGAUGGCACUUCCUCCCAACUUUAAUGUAACACUACUGGACUGGAUCAAUGUACAAGACAGGCCCAACGACGUGGAGUCCGUCGUGAGGAAGUGUUUGGAUUCCAUCAACCGGCUUGACCCGCGGAUCAUCCAGCCCUUCUUGGCAGAUUGCAAAGACACCAUUGCCAAAUUGGAUAAUCAAAACAUGAAAGCCAUCAAAGGGCUUGAAGACCGGUUGUACGCGCUAGACCAAAUGAUUGCGAGCUGCAAGAAGCUGGUCAAUGAACAGAAAGAACUUGCUCAGGGAUUCCUGGCCAACCAGAAGCGUGCGGAGAACCUGAAGGAUACAUCUGUUCUGCCAGACUUGUGUCUGAGUCACGCCAACCAGCUGAUGAUCAUGUUGACCAACCACAGGAAGCUGCUGGACAUCAAACAAAAAUGCACCACUGCCAAACAAGAACUAGCGAACAAUCUCCAAGUCCGACUCAAAUGGUGCUGCUACGUGAUGCUCCACGCCGACCAGGACGGCGAGAAGCUGCAGGCCCUGUUCCGGCUGCUGGUGGAGCUGUUGGAGCGAGUCAGGGUGGUGGAGGCCCUCAGCACCGUGCCCCAGAUGUACUGUCUGGCCGUGGUGGAGGUGGUGCGCAGGAAGAUGUUCAUACGCCACUACCGAGAGUGGGCUUGUGCUCUUGUCAAAGACGGGAAGCAGCUUUACGAGGCAGAGAAGUUCAAAAGAGAAACGUUUGGGAAGCUGUUUAGGAGGUCGUUUCUCAGAAAUCGUCUGUUCAGAGGACUAGAUUCCUGGCCUCCGACAUCGUUUUGUACACGAAAGCCCAGAAGGUUUGACUACGAGCUUCCUGACAUCUCCCUGGAAGAUCUGCACUACCUGAAGUCCUGCUGUCCCACCGAGGUGCAACCCUUCCUCAUGGUUCCCACACUGUGUGACUUCGAGCCUCUGAACCGUCACGUGGCCGUGCUACACCAACUGGUCCAGGCUGCCCAGAGCAUGGACGAGAUGUCGCGCACCAUCACCGACCUGCUGAACGAACAGAGGGCCUCCUGCAGCCAGAGCGGCCAGCGGUCCGCUGCCAUGACCCCGCAGUCCGAUGGCACUCCCGGCUCCACCACCCCCACCUCCUCUUCCAAGACGCCCUCCCUCAACCUCAAGAGCCCCUCCGUCCCGGGCCAGCCCCCCCCUCCGGCGGCCCCGGCGCCGGCGGAGGACCUGUCCCCGGACAGCAUCGACGCCCAGACCUUCGACUUCGAGACCAUCGGCCACCCCAACAUGGACCUGGUCCUGCAGCAGGGCUCCCUGGACCUGGACUCCCUGGCCGAGAGCCCCGAGUCGGACUUCAUGUCGGCCGUCAACGAGUUUGUGAUGGAGGGCGCCGCCCUGUGCUCGCCCGCCGCCCUCAGCGACCCCACCAGCCCCGAGAUGAUGGUGGAGUCCCUCUACUCGUCGGUCAUCAACGCCAUCGACAACAAGCGCAUCCUGGACUGCACCACGCUGGAGAUGGAGAACACCCGGGCGGCGGUGCUGGAGCGGGCGGCGGAGCGGUACCGCGUCGCGGCGGAGGAGUCCCAGGGCGACCUGCGCAGCGUCAAGGACGACCUGCGCCACCUCCGCGGCCUGGUGCUGAAGGAGCAGCGCGACUUCGGCCUCGGCCUCCGGGCCAUGUGCCUCGAGGUGCGCGGCGCCGUCGACGGCAUGCGGCCGGCCCAGGAGCAGGAGGCCGGCGAGCGCCACCGGCGGGAGCUGCUCCUCCUGCGGCAGGAGCUGGAGGCGCGCGUCCAGGCGCUGACCCGGGAGAACGAGGGCCACGAGGCCGGCGUGAAGGAGGUGCAGAGGGCCAUGCUGGAGCUGGAGGCGCUGCUGGACCACAAGCAGGCGGAGCUGGCCCGGCUGGAGGGCGAGGGGGAGCGGCGGGCGCGGGCAGAGGCGGACCACGCGGAGCGGGCGCGAGCCCUGGAGCAGACGGUCCGGGAGCAGGCGGAGGAGAUCCAGGGCCUCGCCGCCGCCCGGGGCUCGCUGGAGGGGCAGCUGGAGAGCCUGCGCUCGGCGACGGAGCGGGGCCAGCGGGAGCUCCGCGAGGAGCUGGAGGGGGCGGAACGCUCGCACCUCAAGGAGCGGGAGGACGAGAUGAGGCGGGAGCACGAGGCCCAGCUGCAGCUGCUCUCCGGGCGGCACCGGGAGGCGCAGGAGCAGCUGAGCGAGGCGCACCGCGGCGAGCUGAGCGAGGCGGCCGCCACGCUGGCCGCCGCCCUGGCCGAGAAGGACGGGCGGAUCGGCGAGCUGGAGGACCGCGCCUCCGAGCUGGCCGACCUGCGCUGCAAGCUGGAGGUGGAGCUCGCCCUCAAGGAGUCGGAGGCGGAGGAGGUGACGCGGUCGCUGGAGGAGGCGCGGGCGCAGCAGGCGGAGGUGGCGGAGCUCCGGGUGGCGGCGGCGGCGACGGGCGGCCUGCGUGCCGAGCUGGCGGCGCUCGGACAGGAGCUGUGGCGGCGCGGCGAGGAGCACGAGGUGGGCCUCUCGGAGCUCCGGGCCCUGAUGCGGCGGGAGAAGGACCACUGCAUCUCGGAGCUGGUGGAGCGCCACGAGGUGGAGAGCGGCGGCCUGCGCGGCGAGGUCGCCGCCCUGCAGCGGCGGGCGGCCGAGGCGGAGGGGGCCGACACCGAGCGGCAGGAGAGGGAGAAGGAGCUGGGCCAGAGGGUCGCCGCCCUGCAGCAGGAGAAGGAGGAGCAGCUACGGCGGUCCCAUGAGCAGGAGGCGGAGCUCAGGAGCGCCAGCGCAGACAUGCAGGCGGAGAACGACCUGCUGUCCCAGAAGCUGCACGAGGAGGCGGAGGGGCAGCGGCAGGCGGAGGCCCGGCGGGGCAGCGAGAGGGAGGAGGAGGCCUCCAAGGUUCAGGAACUGGGGGCGCAGAAGAAGGAGCUGGAGGCGAGGCUGUUGGACAGAAUUCAGAAACUUGAGACUGAACUUCACGAGAGCAAGUCGUCGAACAGGGGGGAGGAGGGCCAGGCCCUGCUGGCGGAGGGUGGCGGUGGCGCCCCGGCCUCAGCCUCCCCGCUGUCCCUGGACUCGGCGCUGCAGGAGAGGCUGCAGCAGGAGCGCGCCUCCCUGCAGAGCCAGAUGGAGCUGCUGGAGAGGAGGAAGGACCAGGAGAUGCAGAACCUCAAGACGUCACUCAUCGCCGAGCAGCAGACUAACUUCAACACGGUGCUGACCCGGGAGAAGAUGAAGAAGGAGCAGGUCAUCAAGGAGCUCACGGAGAGCCUGAGAAAGGUCAGCCAGCAGCAGGAGACGGACAAAGCCCUGAUCGAGAUGCUGUCGGAGGACCGCGCCAGCGUCAUGCAGGAGAAGAAGCACCUGGAGGAGGAGCUGAACCGCAUGCGUAGCUCCGCCCUCAUCUCCUCCACCUUCAUGACCUCGCAGCAUCACCCGCCGCCCGCCCACCACCUGGCCCCCCAGGAGCCCUGCGAGGGCGGGGCCACGGCGGCCGGGUACGGGGCCCCCGAGUUCCCGGGCGACCCCGACCGCCUGGCCUCGGUGAUGCCGGUGGGGGAGGAGGAGCAUGACCGCGUGGAAUCGGCCGUGGAGGCCAGCAUGGUGGCCAUGCAAGAGAAAUAUUUGUUUUCUCUCCCUAGUGACACCAUUCUGAUGACUGAGGAGAAGCAGAGGAUAAUCCUUCUUGAAAGGACGUUGCACAUGAAGGAAGAAGAAAACAAGCGCCUCAGUCAGCGACUGAUGUCCCAGAGCAUGUCAUCCGUCUCCUCUCGUCACUCGGAGAAGAUCGCCAUCAGAGACUUCCAGGUGGGCGACCUGGUGCUCAUCAUCCUGGACGAGAGGCACGACAACUACGUGCUGUUCACCGUGGGCCCCACCCUCUACUUCCUCCACUCGGAGUCCCUCUCCGCGCUGGACCUAAAGCCAGCGUCGGGCACGUCCAGAAGGCCAUGGGUGCUCGGGAAGGUGAUGGAGAAGGAAUAUUGUCAAGCUAAAAAGGCCCAGAACCGCUUCAAAGUCCCCCUGGGAACCAAGUUCUACCGGGUAAAGGCGGUGCCGUGGAACCGGAAGGUCUGAUCGGCCGUCUGCGUGCGAUGUAUGUGACGUAUGGAUAUUGCAUACGUUCUCUGAGUUUUGAAGCGAAUCUCUACUUCAUAAUUGAAAGGCGGUGAAAAUUGAAUGAAGCGUGUCAUACUAUUUGGUUAUUUUAUCUUUUCAAAAGGAUCCCACCUGCCCUCACUUUUUUUCCGUAAUCUUUUUUUUUUUUUUACUCGCGUUCAUGUGGACCAAACUUUUGCUUUAUGAGGCGGUCGCCCUGUUCACUGGUGUACAGGCCUGUGUGUGUGUGUGUGUGUGUGUGUGUGUGUGUGUGUGUGUUAGGAUGAACGAAACAAACAAAAAAAAAGAAAGUAUUUGGAUGUCGAUAUUAGUUUCCAUUCAGCGAUUUGUCCUUUAUUGUGGUAAAUACUGUAUCAUAAUCUGCAUAAUUCAAAAAUGAAAAAGAUCCAUUUAUUAUAAAUGUUAAUGGAGGAAUGUUCAUGGCAUGCAUACUGAUAUUUUUAUUUGAUUUACUUAUCCAGAUAAAUGUUGUAGUUUGAAAUAUGUAGUAAAGGCUGUUUGUUACCCACAAUGCAGUAUGGCGCUCCCGGUAGUCCCGAGACGUAUGUUAUGAGCGACCGGCCAGGACCUGUCGUCAUCGCAAUCCUUGAAAUGCACUUUCAAAUAAACCCCGCCUACCCCCACUCACCCUUGCCCAUGCUUUUCUGUUGAUUUUCAAAAGGGAAGUCAUUGAGCUGUCAGAAAUAAGGUGUAUAUAUAUAUAAAACACAACAGCACACACUUCUUGCGUCAUAAACAUAUUGAUAUGUAGAAAGGAAUAACCAUGUGACUUGUGUUUCAUCAUCAUCGGAGGACAUUGUACAUUAUCCAUCAAAUCACAAAUGUAACAAUAAUGACUGUAUUGUAAAAGAUAUUAGAGUUUUGAAACAAUAAAGGUUUGAUCCCAAACUUA
Gadus morhua (Atlantic cod) is the source of this 6599-nucleotide messenger RNA. It is a transcript of the gene rb1cc1, whose product is annotated as RB1-inducible coiled-coil 1. The transcript is spliced from 23 exons. Gene Ontology annotation, cellular component: Atg1/ULK1 kinase complex; phagophore assembly site membrane. NCBI's taxonomy places the organism in Eukaryota, Metazoa, Chordata, Actinopteri, Gadiformes, Gadidae. Gene Ontology annotation, biological process: autophagy of peroxisome; piecemeal microautophagy of the nucleus; autophagosome assembly. Gene Ontology annotation, molecular function: protein kinase binding; molecular adaptor activity. The coding region runs from base 734 to 5665 and encodes 1643 amino acids. The record is from RefSeq and is a predicted model, not a curated record.